This is a messenger RNA of Enterobius vermicularis (human pinworm), 591 nucleotides long. NCBI's taxonomy places the organism in Eukaryota, Metazoa, Nematoda, Chromadorea, Rhabditida, Oxyuridae. The record is from the annotation of a GenBank genome assembly.
AUGUCAGCCCUUUCACGACAGAUAAAGUGCGUGGUCGUAGGUGACGGUACAGUUGGAAAAACUUGUAUGCUCAUAUCUUAUACAACAGAUUCCUUUCCGGUUGAGUAUGUACCUACUGUAUUUGACAACUAUUCUUCCCAAAUUACAGUGGACGGUCAAGCAGUAAAUCUUGGUCUUUGGGAUACCGCAGGCCAAGAAGAUUAUGAUCGCCUGCGGCCACUUAGUUAUCCACAAACGGACGUUUUUGUUUUAUGCUUUAGUAUUGUUGCUCCAGUAUCAUUCGAUAAUGUCGUAACAAAAUGGAUUCCUGAGAUCAGGCAUAAUUGCCCAGAUGCUCCUAUACUUUUGAUUGGUGGUACCAAAUUAGAUUUACGUGAUGAAGCCGAAACGGUAAGGAGUCUGAACGCUGAUGGCAAACAUCCGAUAACAAAAAGUCAGGGACAAAAAAUGGCUAGAAGAAUUCGGGCUGUAAAAUACUUAGAAUGCAGCGCCCUUACUCAGCAAGGACUGAAAGCAGUUUUUGACGAGGCUGUUCGUGCGGUUUUAGCACCAAAACCAACCGGGAAGAAGUCUUCGUGUUGCUUGAUUUAG